ACAACGCUCGCCGAGCAGCGGAUACACGGUCGCUUUCAAUCUUCUAUUCGAGCCGUACUUGCUGACUUUAUGCACGGAGCCCCUCAUUAUAACAUCGGAACAAGUAAACAAGGCAUGCACAAGCGGGUCGUCGGUUUAGAAACCGUACCAUGUAACAGAAUACUCGCUGGUGGCCGGCGGCUUUGAAGCAGGAGUGAAGAGCAAUCAAUCACCGGACACCUCCACCGUUAUUCGGUGAGCGCUUGCUGAGGAGGCAGGGUAACCGCUGCUCUAAUGCUGCCCUGACCGGGCCAACUCGCCUCACUCAGCGGUACUAUUUUAACGCGGCGUCUUGUUUUCGACCCAACACUAUAUCAGGUUAUAUAGCGGGACUAGUGCACGGCAAAGAUGUUGCAAGUGCUGGCUUGCGGCGUGGUGGUUUUCCCCGGUCUCUUCUUCACUUUGAGAAAAGUGCUUCCGUCCAUUUUCAAGCAGUGGACAGAUGCCGACGUCGUGCUGGUCAGCGAAAGGCUGGUGUCAUCCAUUCAUGCUGUUAUGGCUACAACAGUUGGCAUCAUCGUGGUGUCCUCAUGCAGAGGCAAUGUGAUUGCAGACCGACACUGGCUGGCCACCCAUUUUGUCAUUUGGUAUGGCGUGCCCUACAUGACAUAUGACAUCUUCGCCAUGUACCUCAGCCAUUACCAUCGCUUCCGGGUCAAAGGUCACAAGGACUAUAGGAACCACUCUCUACGCACGGUCAACUCAUUUGUGAGGAAAGAGUUCCUGCUGGUCCUCCAUCACAUUGCACUGCUCACCAUCCUGCUACCUGUGACACUGUUCUUUAGGAAGGACCAGGGUGAUUACUUCAUUGGCUGUCUGUUCCUCACAGAGCUCAGCACUCCUUUUGUUUCAUUGGGCAAAAUCCUCAUUCAGUUGGGGAUGCAGGAAUGCUGGCUGCACAAGGUCAAUGGCGGCAUGGUGCUUUUGAGUUUCUUCAUAUGCCGUAUUGCACUCUUCCCCUAUAUGUACUGGAUGUACGGCUCCCACUACGGCAUCCCGCUUUACAGCGUUCCCUUCCAUAUGCCCUUUUCUGCAAACCUGGGCAACUUCUGCAUCCUGGCACCACAAGUCUACUGGUUCGUCCUUCUCUGUCGUAAAGGCUACCGACUCUACAAGCGCCAACGGGAUGCAAAGAAUCAGAUCUCUCCAGUUUCCUCCCCCGAGCCCAUCUCGGAUAUCUCCAAGGCUGAUUAGCGAAGGAAUCACUGUUGUUGUCUAGAACAAACCAACCAAUCAACGUCACAGCUGAAGGCAACGGCACUGCAUCUACUAAUGUUACAGUACAACUAGACUCACGCGCCUGUUAGAAAUCCCAUUAUUACUGCUGACUUCUCUUCUCUUCUCCAUUCCACACAUGGCUGUUACAGAGCCGCUCCACUGGAUUAACUGCCUGUGGUGAUCUCCAAGGAGACUUUUAGGUCAGAUAUUGAGGGGUGUGACCCUCUCUUCCUUUUCCGACUGGAGGAUCUGUUACAGUUUGGACUGAUGUCUUGGAUGUCAUUGGAAUUAUCUGUUACUUUUUGUUAUUUUUUUGGUUCUGUCCUUUGUCCUAUAUGAUAAUCUGGCCCAACCCUAACAUAUAGUGUGUAUGUGUGCUUGAAGUAUAAAAAUACAGUGGUUUAAAGGCAAACUAUUAUGUGAGUGGCACAGCCACGUCUAUGAUGACCUAAAUCUAUUAAACAAACAUUACUUUAAAAUCCUGCAGUACUUUAACAUUAGAGCAGCAUUUCAGAUCACCUGCACAUGGGCGCAGUAAAGAAUCAGUCCUUAUGUUUACAGUGGUAUACACAGGUCUUGAGUCUAUUGGGGGGUGGGGUCUUUGCAGGGUACAAAGAGCGAGCACAUAACGCUUGGCAUAUCUUUUAGGCCACAUUAUGCCUGGGGGGAUCUCCAGGCAGCAGUCAAAGCAAAAACACAAGGGGCUUCAAUGCAAGGGACUAUGGUUAGUUGGGUGUCCCAUGUGAACACAUGGUCUGAUAGAAAAAUUGCAUGCCACCCUACUCCUAAAACUGACAUCUGUACAUCCAAAGGAUGUAAUAUAGGGUUCCCGCAUCAUGUAAAAUUGUAAUUUGCAGGUCUGGAAAAUAAAUUAAAAUUUUUAAAUCAUGGAAAUUUCUAGAGUCAAUUUAAUUUUUUGGUAACACUUUACUAUAAGGUUGUAUUAGUUAACAUUGUUAACUACAUUAGUUAACAUGAACUAACAAGGAACAAUUGUAUUUGUUUUAAUUGUAUAAACAACAAAAAACAUUCCAUGUUUAAUUUAAGUUAAACUCAAUCGACAGCAUUUGUGGCAUAAUGUUAAUGCCACUUAAUGUACUUUUGACUUGUCCCUCCUUUUCAAAAAGCAAAAAUCAAGGUAACAUUUAAGCACUUACCGUGUAAGUGAAUAGGGACCAUUUUUGGAGGAUUUAAAGUCAGAAAUGUGAAGAUUCUAAUUAUUUUAUCCCACUGAAAUCAUGUUAACAUGCAUAUUGUGUUAAUCAUAAUGCAUAUUAUGUCUUGUGGCUAUACUUUUGAAACAGUGAGUAUUUUAACAUUUAUGGAUUGGCCCCAUUCACUUCCAUUGCAAGUGGCUUAGAUUUUUGCCUUUUGCCUUUUUUUUUUUUUUUUUUAAAGAAACGGAGGUGCAAGUAUAAAUUUAUUUUUGUGGUAAUAAAAAUUAAGCCAUAAAUGCUGUCGAUUGAGCUUAACUUGUAACCAGAAUAUUACUUUAACGAAGAUUAUUAAAUGCUGUAAAAAUAAUUAGUUAAUGAUACCCAAUGCAUUUUAUUAUGGUAACAAAUAAAACCUUAUUGUAAAGUGUUUUCUAGUUAUUCUCAGCUCUAUAAUUUUUCCAUGGACUAGAAAUUGACUGUUUUACUCUCCAAUAAAUCAAUAAAUCAAUAAAAAAUGUAAGAUUUAUGCAUUUUAAUUUCAUAACAGAUUUUCAUCUAAUAUAAUUGUUAGCUUAAAUAAAUAUUUUUUUUUAUUAAUUUAGUUAAAGAUUACACAACUUUUUAAUGUUUUUAAUUUUAAUUUAAAUGUGUACAUUUAAAAAAAUAGGUUAAAAUAUAUUUUUUUUUGAGUGCCUUUCUCUACAAUGAUUUUUAAACAUCUUUACCCAGUAAUCAUAAACAUCUGGAAAUUAAUUUAUCAAAAGGUAUUUGAACCCUGGCAUUAAUUAUUAUGUUUGUGAUUUGGUGUUGAAUGUGAAGUGUGGCACACAUACUAUGCUCUUUAUGUGAGGUUUUAUGAGGUGUUAUCUUUCAAUUAACUAAGCCUGCAGUUUGAGUUUUAGAAUAAUUGUAUUUAAUUCUAAAUUGAUGUGCUGUAAAAACAGGUUAUUUGCUGUUGCCUAGUGUCAUUUUUGUUGGAAGGAUUAUGGCCGUAUGAGAACUUGUGUAAAUGUAGGCUAGCAAGGAACUCAGAAACCUUUGUUUCAAGGCAUUUAACACAAACUGUAGCAUCUUUCAUAAUACAUUUAGUUGAUGCUGAAUGCCAUAUGAAAGCAUCUAAGGUUUUAUUUACAAUGACCUUUUAGAUUCCAUUAAAGAGCUUCUAUUAUGUUUUUUCAAAUAUUACCUUUCAUGUAGUGUGUUAUAUAAAAAUUCUGCAAAGUUUAAAAAAUCAAAGUGUACAACAUAUGGAGUUAUUGACUCCCAAAAGAAAGAACCGAUUCUGAACACCUGAAACAAGUCAUUAGUAAUUCCAGACUUACUUCCUGUACUAACCUAUGUAAUUUGGUAACAAAAAACCCAUAUCUGGUCUUCAUUGGCUGCUUGCAAACAGCUAUGACCUGCCCUAAAACACUACACUAAGUGGCAGACCAAUCACAACAGACUGGGACAUCUGACCAAUCAGAGCAGAGUAGCCUCUCUGAAAGGAGGAGUUUAGAAUGAAUCCUUUAGAACGGAUCAUUGAAUGAGUCACUUUUGACACUGGGGAAAAAAAGGUAAUGCUGCAAUUUAAAUUAUGAGCAAAUUAAGGUGUUUUUUUGACCAUAUAUGCAUGUAAAUGUAUUGUAUGAGACAUUUAAAACAAAAUGAGGCAAGUUUAAAAACCAUAAUAGGUGCUCUUUAAAGGAGUAGUUCAACCAAAACUGAAAUCUAAUGUAUUAUUUAGUGAAAAUGUUCACUGACCGUUGAUGAUCUGUUCACGUUCAUGAUAGGGCACGAGAGCAGUUUACGCAGCUCUCUCGUGACAUUGGGGCGUUUAAGUGAAAACUUGUUUUGCUUAUCUAAAAACAGGUCCUCCACAGUGAUGGUGACAACAGAGCUGCACACAAAACAGAGAACAGAACUUACUAAACAUGUCUGAAGAGUUUGUUGUCAAAGAAUUGAUGCAUUUCUAUGCUCAGCCUCAUUUGUUUUAAAAAUCAAACAGACACACUCCUAAUCUGACAGCAACGACAUGCGAUAAAAGGUAUAUUUUCUAUGUUAAUCAGAGUUUUUGUCCUACCCAGCAGUGACGAGUGAUGGUACAUUCAAUCGACGGCUUGUCUUCUGUUUUUGGCAUUGCAUAGAUAACUCUGUCCAUUGCGUGAACUAACUCCGUCAGUCCGCUGUGAACAGGCACCGGUCCAAAAACGUUCAAUAAAUACGUUUGGGCAUAGAAAUGCAUCAAUUCUUUCACUACAAACUCUUCAGUCAUGUUUAGUCUGAAGAGUAAACAAUGACUGACUUUUCAUUUUUGGGUGAUCUAUCCCUUUAAGCCCUUUCAAAAGUGCAUAAUUGUUGGAUUAAAAUCAGUACAUACCCAUGCACUCAUUUAGUGGGUUUCUAAAGACAAACUGGACCUAAAAGUAGCCUUUAGCAUGUGUGUUUGUGUGUGUGUGUGUGUGAGAGAGAGAGAGAGAGAAAGAAGGCUUGUAUAACAGUGUGUAUAAGCUCCCAGCUCACACUUGGAGGUUGAACAGAGUUUUUGCUGGACUGAAAGAGAAGGAAUGCUUUGCUCAAAAGUAAGAAUACAGUCAUUCAUGCUGUUGCUUCCUGUCUUUGGCGAGUUUAUUUGGGGUUGGAUGUAGGUUAUUUUACCUGUUAGGUUUUAUUUUUAAUUAAGAAAAAUUAAAGUUUUGUCUUCUAUUAUAUAUAACAUUGAUGCUUUUCACUUUCUUCCCCUUUUUUGAGUCUAUUGCAGUGUGAUCUGCUGAUCUAUCAUUAGAACUUUCUCUCAUUCUCAUAGGGCAUUUUUUUUGUUUGCAGUUUAUUUGUAUAGUGUAUAUCAAACCCAUAAUAUAUACUCCAUAAUAUAUGGACAGUCUUAUAUCCAGAGGAUUGCAAAACCUUGAUAAAUGACAUUGAACAUACUGUUCUUGAUGUCAGGCUUAUUUAAGGCAUUUUUUGACCUUUAAAUCAUGGGACUGUAUGAUAUGAUUUUAAAAUCAUAAUAUAUGAAGUCUUUUCUUUAGCCUUUUCAAGGCCUCUCUCAGCUCAGGGUUUGGUAAAAGUUAUCAUUUAUCCAUUAUUAUUUAGAGAUGAAAGAUGAGACUGUGUUUAAAAAAGGAAUAAGAAAGUUAAGACACAAAAUGUAUAAUUGAGAAGACCUACAAUGACGAUCACCUUCUUGGUUUUCUUUGUGUUUUCCUUCAAAGCUUAUGAUUUUACAACUAUUUGGUUUGGUAGACCAAAGAUUGUCAGGCACUUUAUUCAGCAAUAGAUUCUAUUAAUCAUCAAUUGAAAAAGGUGACAUGUAGCGUAAGGGAGUCCUGGAGUUAAUCUGACCCUCAACAUGAUUCUUCAGUUGCCAUCUACAGAGGGUCAAAUCUCUACAAUGCAUUCUUCAGUUCCUGAGACAACAAAACAUCUGGAAUAGUCCACAGAGUAAAAUGACAAUACAUGAAUGAGAAUGAGAGGUUUAGACAUUGCUUAGGAUUGUUAUCUACUGCUUUGAUUUUUAACACAUCUAAACUAGUUAAAUAUAUGCAGAGAACUUCAUUUGAAAAUUAGAAAUAUCUAAAAAGGUUUUGUUUUUCCACCCAAAUUGUGUGCUGACUGGAAGAUCGUAAAUACAGUGCCUUGUAUUACAGAUGUGUGUGGUGUUGACAAAAGCUCAGCGCAAAAGAGCCCUGUACAAGUGGUGUUUAUAGGUUGUGGCUGUCUCUGCUCACUUCCUUUUUAUAUUCAAAAAUGUACAUUACAUAAGAUGAAGGAAAUUCCUCUAUUAUCAGGCACAGUGUAAUGUACACUUUGAUUCUGUUAAUUCUAUAAAUUUCAUUUAAAUAUAUAAUUUGAGGAAAUUGUUACAGCUAACUUUGUUUUUCAAACAUGCUUUUGUUGAAGUCUUACAAUCAUGUUUUUUUUAAUUAUUGAAGUUCUAUAUGUGCUUGCUGUGUUUUGUCUUAAUAUUUGCAUUUUAUUUUAACACUCAUUGAAAAGAAAUCUAAAAUGUCUAUGUUGUAACCCAGUUUUCUGAGCUGCAUUCAUUCCUCAUAGGCUGACGUGAUUAGACAGCGCAUAAGCUUAGGUCAGGGUAUGUCCAUGAUGGUCUAUUACGCUCCUAGAUCUUGCAUGCAUCUAGAAGCAUUUUAUCAAUGGUCCACAUACAAACUAUGGCAAAAUGUACAACACCUACACUCAAAUGCAUUCCUUGGUUCCAUCUUUGAACCAGUUCAGUUAAAUCUUAACUCUCACUAAGAGGCCAGUGAUGAAGGAAACCUUUUAGAGAACUGGGAUGUAGCCAGAAGGCAUGUUUGCAUUAUCUAUUUCCUGGUGAGGACAACUCACUUCCUUGCUAUAUGUCAGCUUGACCUCAAAGCAUGACUGAUUUUCUAAUUCACAACCUUUAGCGCUCCCUGCCUCCUAUUUUUGAUAACAUUUUGAUUUUUCACAUAUAUAUCAGAUUCAUAUAAAUAUAUAGUUAUUUUAUCAGUUUGUAGCAUGACCUUUUAAGAAUCUCCUUUUAGAAAGGGGCUACAGAGUGAAACUAAUUAUUUUCUUGAAACCUGUAAAUCCAAACACCACUUUGGAGAAAAUAAAUCUGAUU
This is a messenger RNA of Xyrauchen texanus (razorback sucker), 6999 nucleotides long. RefSeq names its product TLC domain containing 3A (gene tlcd3a). Gene Ontology annotation, biological process: lipid homeostasis. Bases 388 to 1233 code for a protein of 281 amino acids. Gene Ontology annotation, cellular component: endoplasmic reticulum; membrane. NCBI's taxonomy places the organism in Eukaryota, Metazoa, Chordata, Actinopteri, Cypriniformes, Catostomidae. The transcript is spliced from 5 exons. The record is from RefSeq and is a predicted model, not a curated record.